Anopheles cruzii is the source of this 1041-nucleotide messenger RNA. RefSeq lists its product as uncharacterized. The transcript is spliced from 4 exons. The record is from RefSeq and is a predicted model, not a curated record. Lineage: Eukaryota; Metazoa; Arthropoda; Insecta; Diptera; Culicidae. Bases 1 to 1041 code for a protein of 346 amino acids.
AUGUCGCUUACGGAGUACGCUAAAGAGCUUGAGGCCUUUUUGGUCAAACAAAAGGCGCUGUUGGAACAAGACAAACAACGUUUACGAGCGCUUGUGUCGAGCGACUUGCAGAAGCCAGAGGACGAACGCAAACCAGAAUCGAUAGAACAACACGAAUCGCCGAAGGAAAACGUAGAACCCGAUGUUGUGACCGAUAAACUUUCGAAGGAGAUGGCUAACCUUGGAAUUAGUAUCAAAAGAGCGCCGGAACCGACCGUUAUUGACCUAAUGGAAAGAGUCAAUAGUAAAACAGUGGCCAAACGUGAUCGUACCCGUACUGAGUUGGCCAAUAUUGACUCACAGCAGGCAGCCAAGCGUCCUCCGUCGCCGCACCUCGUCAUGGCCCCGGUCCCGAAGCCGGCAGCAAAUGCUUCGCCAACACAACAAAUGUCGCCUCAACAGGAUGCAAUGGAACAGUGGGUUUCGGAUACGUUCUUUUCGUACUUUCCGAGUUUCAACAAAAAGCAGAAGGACCAGAAAGUGGUCCUUUCCCGCGCCCGUCAGGAGGAGUACCAAGAGUAUUUGAAAAAUGUAAAUUUCGUUGCUAACGUGAUCCCGGAAGUGGCGUCCAAGCACCAGCAGUACAUUAAAAAGUACGGCACCGGUAAGGCGGCCAAGGGUGCUGCGGCGGCGACUGGCGAAGGCUCAAAGGAGCACGGCGCAGGAACGUCGAAUCCUCCGCCGGGCCCCAGUGCCGGUAUGGGCAACAGUCCGGCCCAGCCACAGGUUCGCUUCGGGAAGUCCUUGGUGGCGGAAGGGAACGCAACUUUCCGCAAAGGUAGCCCGCGCGAGAAGUUGAUUGAAGACUUAGCCCAUACUGAUCUGCCUACCAUUCUCAAUACAGACACUAUCGAUCGCAGGAAUAGGAUGUUGGCCGAAGAAGAAAGCCGCCGCAAGAUGGACUACCAACGGGACCUGAUUAAGCAGAUCGAGGAGAAGCGAAAAGAGGUCGAACGGAUGCGUGAAAAGGAAAAACUGGAAGAGGAAAUGUUGACCAGGUAA